Petromyzon marinus (sea lamprey) is the source of this 2474-nucleotide messenger RNA. RefSeq names its product P2Y purinoceptor 1-like. NCBI's taxonomy places the organism in Eukaryota, Metazoa, Chordata, Hyperoartia, Petromyzontiformes, Petromyzontidae. Gene Ontology annotation, molecular function: G protein-coupled receptor activity. The record is from RefSeq and is a predicted model, not a curated record. Gene Ontology annotation, cellular component: plasma membrane. Gene Ontology annotation, biological process: G protein-coupled receptor signaling pathway.
CUCCAUCACCUCCACCACCUCCAUCACCUCCAUCAUCGUGCUGCUGUACAAACCCCCAAUCGUUGGUUUCAAAAAGUGUGGCGGCCCUCGCACUGAUGAUGUCCUAUCGUCGAAAGUGUGCCACCCCCCCCUCCCCUCUGCAAAUGUAUGAAGAACACUUGAGUUUAUCCAUGCUGCGGUGUGCUGGUGAGAGUAGCGAUGGUCGUAGUUGUGGUCGUAACGGUGAAUGUAGCGUAGCGGCAAGCUCGCUGUCCCAAAGUUUGAUUCCUGCUCGACGAUUAUCGGCCUCAAAUAAGUGCCUGGUGCGGUGGGUAAAAACACCGUCACUUGGGAGACAAAAGCGGCCGGGCGGGGUGACUGUGCAACAGAUGCGGCAACUAGCGGAAGAAAAAGACCCUCUUACAAUCAGCGCUCGUAGCUGCCAUAAAUUUCGACCUUGCAGGCUCCUUACAGGUGAUAUAAAAGAGUCACUGUAAGCCAAGCUCGCUCAUCCACCGCGUGUUCCGCUUUUGGGGGCUAUUGUUUAUCGUGGGUGAGAUGAUGUUGAGUAAAUAUUCCAGGAGGCAACGUCUCAACGUCUGGGCACUUCGCCCGGCUCCGGUGAGUCUCAGGGCAGCGUGUGGUUUGCAGAGACUCGCAGUCACACGGAGGUCUAUCGAGUCACACAGCAGCGAGCAGCAGGAGCAGCAGCAGCAGCAAGCGGCUUCAUCUCAAAGACAGAGCCGCACUCACGCAGCCUAACACAGACUCGUUGUGGGCAAGUGCCGGUGAGUGAGUGAGGGAGAGAAGAGGGCGGACAAGGCGCACGAGGGAGGCGAGGUUUGGUCGCAACUCGACAGCACCACCACCACCACCACGCCGCGGACGCCUUUUGGGCUCCCCGGAGCGGAUUUUUAACAUCGGGGUUACAGCGCGGAGAUUGGUGAUGGGCGACGAUGGUGGUUCUGUUUGGAGACAAAUAGCCUAUUCCGGUGGCGAACAUUCCACAUUCCCAUGACGGGAAUGCGUAUAUACUUUGGACGAGAACUUCACCGCCUUUCAUUCAACACGGCCCUGUAGAGCUGAACACGUCCACAUAUAAAAAAAACACACACGCAUACAGACGCGCGUGUACGCACACCCACGCGAAUACGCCGCGUGCACAAGAGACGAAGAUCCCCCGUGUAGCCUUAACGGACUGUUGGGGCAUAGUGCCGUCAGCGAGCAGCACCGAUAAAGCACACGAGGGGGUUGGGGUUGGCCAGCGAGCGCCACGCCAGGCCACAACACCACACACACGCGCGCUGUGACUCCCUCCGUGCGUCCCUUCCAAGCGUCCCCUUUGCCAGAGCAGCUCGCGACCACCCGCCAAGCCAAGCAUGCAUCGCAACUCAAGUACCACCGCCGCCACGUCGCUGAGCUCGCAGCUCGGCAAUCUCGCGGACUUCAAGUCCACCUACCUGCCCGCGAUCUACAGCUUCGUGUUCUGCGUGGGCCUUCUCACGAACGUCGCCGCCAUCUGGGCCUGCUGCCGCCGCGCCAGGCCCUGGAACGGCCUCGCGGUCUACACCUUCAACCUGGCGCUGGCCGACCUCCUCUAUGUGACUUCGCUGCCGCCCUUCAUCCACUACUACACGCACGGCUCCGCGUGGAUCUUCGGCGACUGGCUGUGCCGCGCGGGCCGCUUCGUCUUCCACGUGAACCUCGGCGGCAGCGCCCUGUUCCUCGCGUGCGUCAGCGCGCACCGGUACGCCGGCAUCGUGCACCCGCUCUGGUCCAGGGGCCGGCUGCGGCCCGGCACCGCCAGGGCGGUGAGCGUGGCGGUGUGGGCCCUCGUGGCGAUCCUCCUGCUGCCCACGUUCCACUUUGUUCGAGAGGGACCCGCGGGAGGCGACGGCGCGGCGGCGAAGACGUCGCCGCCGCCGUCGCCGUCGCCGUCGCCGCGGGACCUCGUCAAGUGCUACGACAGCGCGAGCGACGCCGACCUGUUCGUCUACCUGCCCUACAGCGUGGCGCUGUCGGUCGUCACCUUCGCCGUGCCCUUCGCCGUCACCUUCGCCUGCUACGGCUUCGUCGCCUCCACGCUGCUCGGCAACCGCAGCGUGGGCGCCGGCGUGCGGCGCCGCUCCCUCGCGCUCGUCGCCGUCGUCCUCCUCCUCUUCUCCGUCAGCUUCCUGCCCUACCACGUGACGCGCAACCUCAACCUGGCCUCACGCCUCUACCUGCGGCGGGCGGACGCGGCCGCCAACCGCCGCAUCUACGCCGCCUACCAGGUGUGCCGGGGCCUGGCCAGCCUCAACAGCUGCUUCAACCCCAUCGUCUACUUCCUGGCCAGAGAAGACGUGCGCUCGUCCAUCAGGCGCGGCGCCAUUCGGGUCGCCGCGCUGCCCCGCGGGACCCCCCUGCUGGGCAGGAAGACGGUGGCCGUGGCCGUCGAGGGUGGUGUCGAUGACGCGGACAAGGGGGAGGAGGAGGAGGAGUGCUCCUUCGUGUAA